Messenger RNA from Aspergillus glaucus CBS 516.65, 1578 nucleotides. RefSeq names its product SH3 domain protein. Bases 1 to 1578 code for a protein of 525 amino acids. The record is from RefSeq and is a predicted model, not a curated record. NCBI's taxonomy places the organism in Eukaryota, Fungi, Ascomycota, Eurotiomycetes, Eurotiales, Aspergillaceae. The transcript is spliced from 4 exons. Gene Ontology annotation, molecular function: protein binding.
AUGUCCGGCUCUUGCAUGUCCCUGUCAGGGUCGACGCUAUGUCCCGCCUUUAAUGCCUCUUCGAUAUCGACCAGUUCCAGUCUUUACUCCGAUUUUCCCUUUAUGCGAAAUGUCUCGAGCCUCUCGGACUUUGACGAUGCGUUGAGCAACUACGUCAAUGGAACCUACAUCAAGUCCAAGUAUGAGAACUACCUGGGUUGCCAGGGAGCUAAUCUCACCGACACCAAUGACUACUACGCCCGCUACACAACUAGCGCAGUUUGCAACGGCUUGGUUCAAAGCUCAAAGGAUGAUUGCAACCUAUCCGAUGACGAGUCAAAACCGCUUUGUGCAGACACUUGUGCCUUGAUGGCGACGAGCGAGCAGGAGAUCGUGGUCAAUUCCGACUUGUGCCCCGGAUUAAGCGACGAUUAUAUGAGCCAUAUUCGUUCCGACUUUACCGUGUGCGCUCUGCCGGCUGACUCGCUGACCGGUACCUGUAUAUCAGGAGCCGACAAUGAACCCGAUGAGUGCGGAUAUGGACCGAAUGUGAUGGGAUUGUGUGGUUAUUGCGCAGGGAGCUCUACCAACUCGACCGAUUCCUGCUGUACGAAUGCGAAUGCCGCAAGCCGGUGCAAAGAUGUAACCGUGCCAACCACGACCGCAUCUUUGCCACCUCUCAUGCCGUCCUCUUCAUCCAAUUCGACAGGAAACGAUGCUGGCUCCCAUCAUGGUCUUUCAGGAGGCCAGAUCGCGGGUGCCGUCGUUGGAUCUGUUGCUGGAUUCGCGAUAUUAGUCGCUCUGAUUGUACUUGCCCUGAUAUGCCUACGGCGCAAGCGCCGCACGCAGAGUGACACUGCUUUGAAUCAACCGAACCCGCAAAGAAGAGGCUUUGCGCCGAUGCAGAAUCCUUCGGACAACCCGGGAAUGGUAAUGAUACCUGGUGGCCGGGUGGCCAGGAUGUCUGCCCUGCGAGAAAUGCCGAGCUUAACCUCUAGGCGCUCCCGCCGCACCUUUUUCGGUGGCAGCAGCACCAAGUACACUACUGAGCCCUCCGAAUCAGAAGCACCGAGCGCGAGCCCCGGAUGGAUGUCGAGGCAGAUUCCCCCCGUUACCGGGAAGCGACUUGGCUCACUCACGAGCAGCUCGUUUUUGGCUGCUAGUAGCGAUACGUCUCCUCGUUCGGGAACAAAACUCUCUUCCCCCGAGGUAUCAAGCCAAUCCGAACAGAUGUCGUCCUUCCAAGAUUAUUACUCGCAGGAUAAUAUCCACCCUGGUGACCGGGUCGCUGUUCUCUGGGCGUAUCAGCCACGCGCAGGCGAUGAGUUCUCAUUGGACCGUGGAGAAAUACUGAAAAUAAUCGGCAUCUGGGAUGAUGGCUGGGCAACUGGCGUACGCCUUUCAGAAAGUGCCGAAAAUGAUGGUUUCAAGCAUCGCGAACAGCGUGAUAGUGGGGUGUCACAGGGUUCGCACCUGAUGCCCUCACCAGCUCCAACAGGAGAUAUAAAGGCGUUCCCACUGGUUUGCGUCUGUCUCCCACAACACUGGAAGAAGAUCAUCGAUGGCGCUGGUGAGGCAGACAGUGAGGGUUCUCCAUGA